CCCAGCCCACCUGCUUACUGCAAUGGCUGUCACUUGCUGAACAGUGAGUGGGUUAAGUGCCAGGCGGGGAGGCUUCCAAAAGUGUGCGGGAAGUGGAAUGAAAGUGCACGAAGCAUUGACAUCCAUGCGCAGCUCUGUGUGAUAUGCAUGGUCCUUGGACCUUUUGGAGAUCACCCAUACCUACGUUACCGCGCCCGGGCGACUCGGUCAGGCUCUAAAGCUCAGGCUCUUUUUGCCUAUGUCUCCUGUGAGCACCUGUCUCUGAGGGGUCGGAGCUGUCUGUCCUUGACCAAAUGGCAGAGUGCUGGGCUCUGACCGAGUCACGAGGUGCUCCCUUUCCCUCCAGAUGCGGUUCUCCUGACCAUCCGGGCCCUCCGCUGAUCUAAGAAAGGAUCACCCUCAUUCCAGCCUCCUUGCCUGCCCUUAGCUCCAACCUCUCCACCUGUGCCAGGUGUCCCAUGGCCAAUGGCAGGACCGUCUCUAUGUAAAUGUCUGUGCAAAUGCCCUGGUGUGAAGCCACCAGCUCUCUGGGGUGGCAGGGCCACCUCCUGAGCCUGUCACUUCCCAGCCAUGGGACUUGGGGCAUGGACGAUCUGCUCUCUGUUCCUGCUCCUGCCGGUCCUGGCCGAGCCUACUGAGGACUCAGACUUCCACCUGGCUGGGGAUUACCUCCUGGGGGGGCUCUUCACCCUGCACGCCAAUGUGAAGGGCAUUGUUCACCUCAACUACCUGCAGGUGCCCAAGUGCAAGGAGUAUGAAAUGAAGGUGCUGGGCUACAACCUCAUGCAGGCCAUGCGCUUUGCGGUGGAGGAGAUCAACAACCGCAGCAGCCUGCUGCCUGGCCUGCUGCUGGGCUACGAGAUGGUGGACGUCUGCUACAUCUCCAACAACGUGCAUCCUGUGCUCUACUUCCUGGCGGGGGAGAACCUCACCCUGCCUAUCCAGGAGGACUACAGCCACUAUAGGCCCCGCGUGGUGGCCGUCAUAGGCCCUGACAACUCCGAGUCUACCAUGACUGUGGCCAGCUUCCUCUCCCUCUUCCGCCUUCCACAGAUCUCCUACAGCGCCAUCAGUGAUGAACUGCGCGACAAGGUGCGCUUCCCGGCUGUGCUGCGCACGGUGCCCAGCGCCGACCACCACAUCGAGGUCAUCGUGCAGCUCAUGGUGCACUUCGACUGGAACUGGGUCAUCGUGCUGGUGAGCGACGACGACUACGGCCGAGACAACGGCCAGCUGCUCAACAACCUCCGGGCCCGCUGCAACAUCUGCGUCGCCUUCCAGGAGUCGCUGCCCACGCCACAGCCCAGCCAGGUGGUGACGGAGCACGAGCGUCAGCGCCUCAGGUCCAUCGUGGACAAGCUGCAGCAGAGCUCGGCACACGUCGUGGUCGUGUUCUCGCCAGACCUGUCCCUGCACAACUUCUUCCACGAGGUGGUGCACCGGAACAUCACCGACACCGUGUGGAUCGCCUCCGAGUCCUGGGCCAUCGACCCGGUGCUGCACAACUUCACUGAACUGCGCCACACCGGCACCUUCCUGGGCAUCACCAUCCAGAGCGUGCCCAUUCCCGGCUUCAGCGAGUUCCGUGUGCGCCGCAUUCAGGCUGUGCCUCCGCCGCUCGACAAGGCCAGGCAGGGGAGCACCUGCAACCAGGAGUGUGACGCCUGCCUGAACAACACGUCGUCCUUCAACACCAUCCUCACGCUCUCGGGCGAGCGCGUGGUCUACAGCGUGUACUCGGCGGUCUAUGCCGUGGCCUACGCCCUGCACAGCCUCCUCGGCUGCAACCAGACCAGCUGUGCCAACAAGACAGUCUACCCCUGGCAGCUACUUACCAAGCUGCAGAAGGUCAACUUCACCCUCCUGGGCCACCACAUCUUUUUCGACCAGCGAGGGGACGUGCCCAUGCACUUGGAGGUCAUCCAGUGGCAGUGGGACCUGAGCCAGAAUCCCUUCCGGAUUGUUGCCUCCUACUGGCCCAGCCAGCGGCUGCUUACGGACAUCCACCGCAUCUCCUGGCACACCCCCAACAACACGGUCCCCGUUUCCAGGUGUUCCAAGAGCUGCCGGCCUGGGCAGAGGAAGAAGUCCAUGGGCCUUCACCCCUGCUGCUUCGAUUGCAUCGACUGCGAGCCUGGCACCUUCCUCAACCAGACGGCAGAUGAAUUUGAAUGCCAGACUUGCCCAACUUUGGAGUGGUCCCACCGGAGCGAGACGUCCUGCUUCAAGCGGCGGCAGACCUUCCUCGAGUGGCACGAGGCUCCCACCAUCAUCGUGGUCCUGCUGGCUUCCCUGGGCUUCCUCAGCACGCUGGCCACCCUGGCGAUAUUCUGGAGACACUUCCAGACACCCAUCGUCCGCUCUGCCGGGGGCCCUAUGUGCUUCCUCAUGCUGGCGUCCCUGCUGGUGGCAUACUCGAUGGUGCCCGUGUACGUGGGGCCGCCCACGGUGUCCACGUGUCUCUGCCGCCAGGCCCUCUUCACGCUCUGUUUCACCAUCUGCAUCUCCUGCAUCACGGUGCGCUCCUUCCAGAUCGUCUGCAUCUUCAAGAUGGCCAGCCGCCUCCCGCGGGCCUACGGCUACUGGCUGCGCUACCACGGGCCCUACGUCUUUGUGGCCUUCUUCGUGGCCCUCAAAGUGGUCAUCCUCGUGGCGACCAACGUGCUGGCCACCACCGCUAGCCCCAUCGCCCGCGUCGACCCUGACGACCCCAAGAACUUGAUUCUCUCCUGCAACCCCAACUACGUCAAGGCGCUGCUCUUGAACACCAGCCUGGACCUGUGCCUCUCCGUGGCCGGCUUCAGCUUCGCCUACGUGGGCAAGGAGCUGCCCACCAACUACAACGAGGCCAAGUUCAUCACCCUCAGCAUGACCGUCUACUUCACCUCGUCCGUCUCCCUCUGCACCUUCAUGUCCUUCUACGACGGGGUGCUGGUCACCAUCAUGGACCUCUCUGUCACCGUGGUCAACCUGCUGGCCCUCAGCAUGGGCUACUUCGGCUCCAAGUGCUACCUGAUCCUCUUCUACCCGGAGCGCAACACGCCGGCCUACUUCAACAGCACGAUCCAGGGCUACACCAUGAGGAAGGACUAGCGUGGCCUCCGGAAGAGGGCCUCGCCUUAGCUCUCGAGGCCAGAGCUCUGCUUCAACUGCAGGAUUGGGGAGUCGUCUCUGAGGGUUACCACCCCACUCUCGCACCGACUUUGCUGUUCUCCGAGGGUUUUUGCAUCCUGGCCGUUUUGACCCACUUAGUGACAGCCGCCCCCAAACGCCACUCCUAUUCCUGUCCUGUUAACGGUUUUACUUGCCAGGUGCUGCCUGGAGCUUCUAGAAAACAUGACCCAAGGUGACCUGUCUCCACGGACAAAGUUGGAUUACUGGCCUACAGCCGCCCUCUGGUGGCCACAGUGGGCACCUGCAGGUUCACGCUCACGGCCGGCCAUUCCAGGCCAAGGGACACUGAGCUGAUGAGGUCCAGGCUGGGUUCCUGUGGGAGGCUGAGGCCUGCUGAGGCUUGUGAGCACCAGCCAUGCUGCUCUGGGGUCCUCCCUGGUUCCCGAAGAGCUCGAACCCAGGCUUCUGUGUUAACCUCUGAGUGAUGGCUGGGUGUUGCGGGUGCUGAGAGAUGCUUGUGAACAAAUCUCACGCGUGUGACAUCGAUGGGCUCCCUUCCUGCUUUCGGAGGUCCCCGAGAAAGAACAGAAUCAGGGUUUUGGGAAGGGCCUUGUAGGGCAAGGUGUAUGGGAAGGUGGGGCGUUUGGGGGUUAGGAGAUAGGGGAGGGAGGAGAGGAGAAGGCAGGGGUCUGGAGAAGACCCAAAGCAGUUCCAGGAGCAGCACAUGGUGGACAGUGGGAGUUGUGAGAACUCAGCUUGGAGGGACAGCUGGGCUCGGCAGGGGCUCAGCCGGGUGUCUGGGCCCGUCUCCCCUGGGGCAGUGGCGGUCAGUGCAGCGCCCGUGUCUUGUGUACAUACUGGCUUGCCCCGCUCCUGGCCCUCCCUCACCUCUGGGACCAGGCUCUCUGGACUCGGUCCUCUUCCCACAUCUCUCCACGUAGGCCUGGCCUAAUGGGAUGCCGGAGGAGACCCCAGGAGUCGGGGACGUUCUAUAACACCCCUGCUCUUCGCUCUUUGCUCGCAAAGCCCAGCCUCUCCCCGAGUUUCGGGGAACAACUUGGCAUGGUCUGCUCUUGGCUGUGGCUGUGCUGUCCCUUUGCUCUCAGGACCAGAU
This is a messenger RNA of Tupaia belangeri chinensis (Chinese tree shrew), 4228 nucleotides long. RefSeq names its product taste 1 receptor member 2 (gene TAS1R2). The record is from RefSeq and is a predicted model, not a curated record. Gene Ontology annotation, molecular function: sweet taste receptor activity; G protein-coupled receptor activity. The transcript is spliced from 6 exons. Bases 571 to 3093 code for a protein of 840 amino acids. Lineage: Eukaryota; Metazoa; Chordata; Mammalia; Scandentia; Tupaiidae. Gene Ontology annotation, biological process: G protein-coupled receptor signaling pathway; sensory perception of sweet taste. Gene Ontology annotation, cellular component: sweet taste receptor complex; plasma membrane.